AACUAAAAGUGUUUCUCAUGUUUACUAUCAGUGAAAUUAAAAUAGCUGAAAAUUGAAUUUCAUGCACAAGUGAAUUACUCAAGUUGGGCCACGCGCGCAAUAUAGACUUAAAUAUGAAGCAGGAACAAGAUUUCGGAAACAUGCAGGGGGUAAUGGAGACCAACAAUGGAGAAAUCAUUGCACUGCUUCAAUAUGAAAAUUCCGGAAUGCCGAGUAGUAGCAGGAACACAAAUCAUGACGAAGCCACAAUGAUCAAAUCUAAAUCAACAAACCAGACACAAUCGGGAACGACUGGAGGAGGUGGAGGUGGUGAUGAUCUCAAUAAAGUAUCCAGUAAGAAAUGUUCAGACGAUGAAUGUGACAUUAUUGGGGAGCUUAUUGGAAGCUAUGGAAAAUGGCAAUUCCUCAUGACCUUCCUGCUGUCGCUUUUUCAAGUGCCAAACACUUUUCACAUAUCAUCACCUGUUUUUCAGGCUGCUCACAAAAAUUACUGGUGUCAACGACCGGUUCAAUUAAAUCAAACCCCAAUAGAGUUAUGGCGAAAUGUGAGUCAAUCAAUGGAUAAUUGCCAUAAAAUUAAUUACAAUUGGGAUGAUAUAUCAUCUGACCAAAUAACAGUUGACUUCAGACCGCCAAGCAAUUCCUCCCAAAUCCCUUGCAAAAGUUGGGAGUAUGAUUGGGAUGAUAAUUUAGGGAACACAUGGACGUCACAGUGGGAUUUAGUUUGCGAGAAGGAAUAUCUUAAAAACGUGGCCGAAAUGUUUUUUCUCCUCGGAGUUGCUACAGGUGGCAUUAUUUCAGGAUAUCUAUCUGACAAAUUUGGACGAAAAACCAUGCUUUUCAAUUCAGCUCUCCUACAAACGAUUUUCGGAAUUGCUCUCUAUUUUGCCGACUCAUUCGAGAUCUAUCUGGCAUUAAGGACACUCCUGGGUCUAGUCUCGGUAUCCGUAACAUAUGCCGGUCUUAUUUUGGCUAUUGAAUACGUGGAUGGAAAAUGGAGAACUAUUGCUGGCAUGUACAAUUUGUUUCCUCUCCCAAUAUCAUACAUGAUGAUUUCAGGAAUAGCCUAUCUCACGCAAGACUACAAAGUUCUUCAGCUCUGCAUUGGGCUUCCAGGAAUCUUUCUUUGUUUUCUCUGGUUUGUGGUACCAGAAUCACCGCGCUGGCUCCUGUGCAAGGGUCGCACUGCAGAAGUAAAGGAAGUCAUCAAGGCUGCUGCAAGAUUUAACAAACGGGAGCUUCCUCACAAUCUGGACAAGCUACUGAAGCCACCAGAUGAGGAACACGCCAACGAAGGAUUCAUCGAUCUCUUCCGUUCAAAAUACUUGCGACUCAUUACAAUCUGUUUCCUGUGCAUUUGGUUUACAAUGAAUCUUGUCUAUUAUGGCCUCAUCCUCAACAUGAAUACUUUUGGUGGCAACGUGUAUUUGAACUCGGCCUUGGCGGGCCUUGUGGAGAUGCCAGCAAUUGCAAUUGCGAUGUAUAUCAUUGGUAAAGUUGGCAAAAAGUGGCUCUUCUGUGCAACUCUCUUUUGCACUGGAUUGGCAUGCCUGUGCGCUGCGAUAUCGGAGGGAAAUGAGGAUAUACUCUGGCUCAAGAUUACAUUUGUUAUGAUUGGGAAAUUUACUAUCAGCGCCGGGAACACAAUAAUGCCAGUUUAUACAGCUGAACUUUAUCCGACCGCAAUUCGAAAUGCUGGAGUUGGAGCGUGCAAUGUGGCAGCGGGUCUUGCACUCAUCCUUACACCCUAUUUAGAGAUGCUGAACAAAAUUGAGAAACAUCUUCUUAUGACAUUGCUCACAGCGUGGACAAUUUUCGGUGGAAUCGUAGUAAUAUUCCUACCAGAGUCAAGGAAACAGUCUCCACCCAUUGUGAAUGAUGCGGAAGAAGAGCGCAAUUAAGAAGAAACGUUGUACAACACAAACCUGCACAAAUACGGAAGAAGUGAACAGUCUAGUUAAACGUUUUCAGAGGUCAUUUUAUCUAAAAGGGCUUAUCACAUUAAAAGAAAUUAUCUAGCGAACAAAACAGUUUAAUUCAGUAGAAAUUCAGCUAAUAUAAUCAUACAGUUUUCUGCUGUUUAUGUUCGCUGAGUAAUAUCUCAUUUGAAAUAUAAGUGCAUUGUGCAAUAAAAGUCGUAGACCGUUAAAGUAAAGGAAAAAUUCUCCAAUGUGUAAUUAUCCAGUCACUGCAGAACUUGUAGUAUUUCUUAUUUACUCUUAGAACCUCAAAAAUAAAAUGACAUCAUAAAAUUAUAGAUCUAUACUGCUCAUUUCCUAUUUUAUCCAUCUAGUGACUAAAAUUUAAUUGCAAAGAAUACAGUUAAGCUCAGAAGAGAUGAGAUCUUAGAAUGUGUUUUAUUUUUAACUAUCAAUUGGAAGUUAUACACAUUCUAAUUUUCCGAUCUAUUGAAUUUCGCAUACUUAUGUGACAAUAAUUAGGAAGUAAAAUUAAAACUCUACAAGAAGGAGCUGCUAUUUUUAUCCCCCAAAGCUUAAGUGUUUGGAUUCCAGGAUACAACAGAUAGAAGGUAUAUGAAUGUAUGUAUGUAUGGUGUGGGAAUGAUGGAGUUGAAUCUAAAUACACUGCCAUCCUAUUUAAAAUCAAUUAUUCUAUGUUGUAAAACUGUUGUGUCACAUGAACAAUAAAACAUGAACAAGAAGUAGGAUCAAACAUUUGUCAAGAAUAAAUAAACUAACAAAAAAAUAUUUCAGAUGACUCUAUACAAUUUUGACUAUUUUCGGAGAAUGUAUAGUCUCACUUGUCAAAUCAAAAUUAUCAAGAAAAAGAUUAAUUAAAAUGUUAAUUAUAUGAAUCCCUCCAAAUAUCCAAAUUGGCAUAACAAAUUUCGAGUUUUAGUAAUUAGUCAAUAGAAAUAUUGUCAAUGCAACUCUUCUUAGUCUCGAAUAUCAGAAUACAAAAAAAAAUUAAAUAGAAGAAGCAUAAAAAUUAUUCUAUAUCAUAUAAUGUCCUUUGUGUGAUUUGGCUGGUCCAAAUAUAUGAAAAGUAUUAUUGCUAUGUUAAUAAUACAUAAUCAUAGUGAGGAAAUAAAGUAUAAAAACUAAUAGUAAAUUUAAUAAAUAAUUAAUGUUAUAGAGUAUUAAAUUAUUUAUCUUAGUCCUUAAAGUACGCUCGAUAUUAAUAAUUGUAACAGUGAAAUGAUAAUUGUAACAAUAUAAUUAUUAUACCACCUCGCGAAAUCUCUAAAUUUGUCAAAAACUGCGUCAACGUAGAAUAUAUUGGAAAUGAGAUUAGAAUUUUGGUGGCUAAGAAGGCAAGAGAAAAAGCUUUUCAUGUGACAAGAACAUUAUAAUAAAUUUAAAAAAUACUAUGACAUCGUGAAUUAGGAAGUCAAUUACAAUGUUACUAUGUGUGUAUUUUUUACUGUAUAAUUACAUUUUUAUUAGUUACCGUUGUUGUUAAUUAUAGCGUAAGAAAUAUUUAUUUAUAUUGUACUUAUAAGUGGCUGAUUUAAUAUUGAGCAGAAUUACAUGCAUAUGUAAAAGUGAGUCGAUGACAUAUAAAAUUAUAUUAUUUUUGUACUUACCCAUUGUAAUACUUUUUUUAAAUCACAUUUAAUCCGUAAUAAUUCUUGUGUUUACAUGGAAAUAAACUUAUAAGUCAAUAUCAUUAAAUAAUUAUAUUGUGCACGAAAAGUAAAUUUUAUGAAUAAAGGUGGAAAUUGCA
Molecule: messenger RNA, 3687 nt
Organism: Phlebotomus argentipes
Lineage: Eukaryota; Metazoa; Arthropoda; Insecta; Diptera; Psychodidae
Product: organic cation transporter protein
Exons: 10
Coding region: 114-1901 (595 amino acids)
Biological process (GO): transmembrane transport
Cellular component (GO): membrane
Molecular function (GO): transmembrane transporter activity
Source: RefSeq, a predicted model, not a curated record